Molecule: messenger RNA, 486 nt
Organism: Colletotrichum navitas
Lineage: Eukaryota; Fungi; Ascomycota; Sordariomycetes; Glomerellales; Glomerellaceae
Product: NUDIX domain-containing protein
Exons: 2
Coding region: 1-486 (161 amino acids)
Biological process (GO): adenosine 5'-(hexahydrogen pentaphosphate) catabolic process; diadenosine pentaphosphate catabolic process; diphosphoinositol polyphosphate metabolic process
Cellular component (GO): cytoplasm; nucleus
Molecular function (GO): bis(5'-adenosyl)-pentaphosphatase activity; endopolyphosphatase activity; diphosphoinositol-polyphosphate diphosphatase activity
Source: RefSeq, a predicted model, not a curated record
AUGGCCUCCUCUCAUAAGGAGAGGACAAUGGAGUCGCGCACAGGAAGAAGCAAGCAGCGUUACAACUCCAAAGGCGAGCGCUUGGUUGCUGGCGUUGUUCCUUUGACCGAGGACAAGCGCUACGUCCUUCUCAUCCAAUCCACCCGCCGGAAAGGCUGGGUGCUCCCCAAAGGUGGCUGGGAGACGGACGAAGAAUGCACCGAGGCGGCGGCACGUGAGGCCUGGGAAGAGGCCGGCAUCACCAUCCACAUCGACUAUGACCUGGGAGACAUCGCCGAGACACGUGCGCCGAAGCACUCGAGCAAAGACUCGGCCAAGGCCUUGUAUCGAUUCUACGAGGCCACCGUCACCACGCAAGAGGAUGACUGGCCCGAGAGACACAAGAGAGAGCGGAAGUGGAUGACAUAUGAACAAGCCGCGGAUGCUCUGGCAGCGCGGCCGGAGCUUCUUGAGGCCUUGACCAGGUGCACCAUGAAGAAGUCAUGA